Molecule: messenger RNA, 960 nt
Organism: Metopolophium dirhodum (rose-grain aphid)
Lineage: Eukaryota; Metazoa; Arthropoda; Insecta; Hemiptera; Aphididae
Exons: 1
Coding region: 1-960 (319 amino acids)
Source: RefSeq, a predicted model, not a curated record
AUGUUGUAUCCGCUGUUUUUCCCGUACGGCGAGGCCGGUUGGCAUAACGGGAUGUUGCAAGCGGGCAACCGACGAAACAAUGUCCGCAAUCGCAACAGUAUCAGAGAGUUUGAGUGCUACCGUUUGGCUGUUAGAUAUCAGGGAAAUAACGACCAAAGACAUGAACUGUUUAGUUUAUUACAUCAGGGUCGGUUCUUGUUGCAGAUGUAUGUGUGCGACCAGUAUGUUCGAAUGGAGUCGAACAAUCUGAACUACAUACGUUUGCACCAGAGGGAUCUCCUCGCCGAAGCGUAUCAAGGGCUCAUGGACCAUGUGAACCAACAGCUCCACGUCGAUCCCAUGGCGGUCGGGCGUAGGGUCAUAUUGCCGUCGACGUUCACGGGUAGCGACCGAUUCAACAAGAUGAAUUAUCAAGACGCCAUCACCAUAGUGCGUACCAAAGGGAAACCCGACCUGUUCAUAACGUUUACGUGCAAUCCCAGGUGGCCAGAGAUCACUGAAAACCUGGCUGCCCACAGCACGGCAAGCGACAGGCCAGACCUGGUGGCCAGACUGUUCAACAGUAAGCUACAGGAGCUAAUAGGUGACAUAACUGUACAUCGUGUGUUUGGUAAUGUCAGCGCUUACGUGUACACUAUGGAGUUUCAGAAACGUGGUCUGCCCCAUGCGCAUAUACUGAUAAUCCUGGCGGAGGACUGUAAGUUCCGCACGGCCGAGGACGUGGACGACGUGGUUUGCGCCUUCUUGCCGGACCCCGCAAUCGACAGGCGCUUACACGACUGCGUCAAGUCUCACAUGAUCCACGGGCCGUGUGGAACAGUCAAUCCACAGUGUCCGUGCAUGGUGGACAACAAAUGCUCCAAAGAUUUCCCGAAAGCGUAUGCAGAGGAGACUGUGUACGUUGCGGACGGCGGAUAUCCAAAGUACCGCCGGCCGGGUGGUACUUGUGAGAGGUCGUGA